AUGAACUAAGCAAACCAGACUCCAACAGGAACCUUCCACACUGGUGGCUGUUUCCACUGUAGCAUGUAUUUGUCAUGUUCAUAUUCCUUUCUGACAGUUCAACUUCACCUGGUUCCACAGCAUGGAUCAAAGAGAAAUUAUCAUGAAAAACCUGAAAAGGAUCAGGAACAGAAACCUCAACAAGGAAGAGUUCACCAGUGAAUAUUUGAAAAAAUGUGAACAUUACUGGGUUGAUGUGGAUGAAUCCCCAUUGCAGCUAGGCCCUUUCUUCAUUAUCUGUGAGGCGGAAGAAAAAAGGCAGGACUAUGUGAUUCGCAAGUUGAAAGUGAAAGUGAAUGACAAUGAAUUCAGAAGUGUCUACCAUUUUCAUUAUAAAAAUUGGCCAGACCAUGAUAUUCCAUCUUCAAUCAACUCUAUUUUUCAGUUCAUAAAUGAGAUGCAUUCCUACCAAGCAAACCAUGAUGUACCUAUCUGUGUACACUGCAGUGCGGGCUGCGGACGAACAGGAGUGAUAUGUGCCAUUGAUUAUACUUGGACUUUGCUAAGAGACAAUAAACUGAAGCGGCAAUCAGCGACCUAUAGAGCAGAGAAAAUUUACCCAACAACUGUGUCUGAGAGACCUGAAAAUAGCAGCAAAAAUCGGUAUAAAGACAUCUUAGCAUGGGCCUCUUGGGGCUACAUCAAAGAAGCAGGUGUUGAUGCUUUCAGAAAAAGGGAGAGAAAAGGCCAGUAUAAGUUGGUUUAUGAUGCAGUGAUCGAACUCUUUAAAAGGCAGAUUGAAGCAUUCUCCAGUCAUUCUGAUCUUGUCGUUAUAGAGACUGGAAUAAACCAUUCUGUAGCCAAUAUACCUCAGGAUCCAGAUAGGCAAAGGUCUUGUAUAAAACAAUCAAACAGUUCUGUACAAGAGCAUCAGGAGAAAUCUCGAUGUCCUGGUUGUGCUACACAAAGCUUAAACAUCCUUGACCGAAACAGAGACAGUGCUUCUUUGGUCAGGCCAGCACUUUCUGUUGGAGCAUUGAACCCUACUGCCGGCAGAAACACAGGAUGGGAUUCUUGGUUGGCAAAACAGCCACUCCACAAAUAUCACAGUUUGGACUUCAGUUAUUGUUUUUCGACUGAUCCGCUUCUCCCUGUGAAAAUGGAUGACAAAACUGGAAAGGGCUUAGAUACCAAAGUGCAUCCUAUCCAGACCGAAUCUACUCCUUUUCAAUCAGUUUCACAGAAAACACUGCAGCCAUUGGCAAAAAUGGAUUCAGAAUCUGGCCACUGUGGAGGCUUUCAACUUGAUUCAAACCUUUCAAACAAUCUGUCAAACAAUGCCCCAGGCUACAAGCUCAAGGAUUUGUGCCACCAGCACUGCGUAUGGUCAUCAGAAGACCCCUACUUUUCCUCUCUCUCAUCAGAGGAACCAUGCUCCCCAGCACAUCGUGAGUCUGCUCUCAGUCCCCUUAGAACAGUUCCUUCAUCUUCUGCUGUGGCCUUUACAGAGCAGGCUAUGGAGAGCUCAGAGGCCACCUACUCACUGUUCAACCCUCCAGCCCAGGAUACUUGCCCUUUGGAUGCAGUCUGCCACAGUUCUGCCCAGCCUGAUGAUGAUAUCCCUCCUCCCCUGCCUGAGAGAACCCCUGAAUCUUUUAUUGUACUUGGAGAAGAGAAUGAGUUCCAGCAAUUGGAUAAACCUUUCUUAGCAGUUUCAGAUCAUCAACUACCGUCUAAAAAUGACAAAACAAAAAUCUCUGCAGAAUGGAGCAGCAUGUCUCAGCUGCGAUUUUCUGAUGACUCAGUGAGGCUGAGACCCAAUAAGAGUAUAAAGCUACAGAGGCCUAGAUCAG
This is a messenger RNA of Thamnophis sirtalis, 1832 nucleotides long. The record is from RefSeq and is a predicted model, not a curated record. NCBI's taxonomy places the organism in Eukaryota, Metazoa, Chordata, Lepidosauria, Squamata, Natricidae.